AUGGAAAUCAAGGAGGAAAAAGCAGCAGAGGAAGGGCAGCAUUUUCUUCAAACAGCCCAGGCAAAUGACCUGGGAGAACUCCAGUUCACAAGUAUUCAGAAGAGCGCAAAUGAGCCCAAGCUGGAAUUCAGCCUUGCAUGCAAGGAUCUGGUGGCUCCUGCCCGAGACUGCAAACUGAACACCCUGGUACAGAUCUCAGUGAUCCACCCAGCAGAGCAGAGUGUGACAAGGUACUCCAGCACCGAGACUGUUGAGGGCACAAGAAACCCACUGUUUUUGACUGGUGUGACCUUUCCACCUGAAUACCCCAUCUAUGAGGAGACCAAUAUCAAACUAACAGUCUAUGAUGUCAAGGAUAAGUUUCAUGACACGGUCCGCACCAGUGUCCUGCCUGAGAACAAGGAGCCACGGUCAGAUGUUGGUCGGAGCUUCUUGGGCUGUGCUAGUUUUAAAGUAGGGGACUUGCUGAAAUCGAAGGAGCAACUGCUAACCCUUAGCCUAAGAACUUCCGAUGGUGGAAAAGCUGUUGGUGCCAUAGAAGUCACUCUUUUGAAGAUGGGGGAGAUAGAGGAUGGGGAAGCCGACCACAUCACAACAGAUGUGCGGGGACAAAAGUGUGCAUUGGCGUGUGAGUGCAUUGCCUCAGAAGGCAUCAAAGACAAGGACAGCUUACCUUUCUUAAAUGCAGUAUUAAAAAAUCCAGUGUAUAAGUUAUAUAGAUUCCCCACAUCUGAUAACAAAUGGAUGAGGAUUCGAGAGCAGAUGUAUGAGACCACACUGUCUUUUCAUAUUCCUAAGGAAUUGAUCUCCCUUCACAUAAAGGAGGACUUGAGAAGAAACCAGGAGCUAAAGGAUCUUGGUGAGCUUGCACCACACUGGGACAAUCUACGCAAAAACGUUCUUGCUCACUGUGAACAAAUGGUGAACACAUACCAGGAUAUUCUGACCGAACUUGGGAAGCAAACAGGGUCUUCCUUCAGAUCAAGCUGCAGCAAAGGGGAGAAGACAUUAGAAUUCAUUCCGCUAAACCUGCAUUUGCAAAGAAUGCAGGUUCACAGCCCCGAGUUGAAAGAUACAUUAUAUGAUGUCAUCACAGUAGGCGCUCCAGCUGCACACUUUCAGGGAUUUAAGAAUGGUGGUCUUCGGAAGUUACUCAGUCGAUUUGAAAUGGAAAGGAGAAAUACCGGAUACCAGUUUAUUUACUAUUCACCUGAAAACACAGCAAAGGCGAAGGAAGUUCUCGGGAACAUCGAUCAACUCCAGCCCCUUAUAUCAACCCACGCAGAUGGGCUUCUUAAUUCUGCCAGCCAGCAUUCUCCAGACAGCCUGAAGAAUUCUUUAAAGAUGCUUUCAGAAAAAACAGAGCUCUUUGUUCAUGCCUUUAAGGAUCAGCUGAUCAGAAGUGCCCUCUUAGCCCUCUACACAGCCCGGCCAGGCUGUGUCCUCAAGAAACCACCCACUCCCAAGAACACUGUGGAGGAAGAGACUAAACCUGCAGGGUCCCUGCCCCCCAUCCAAAGGCAGGAUUCUAUCCCACAUCACUCGGACUAUGACGAAGAAGAGUGGGAUAGGGUGUGGGCCAAUGUGGGAAAGAGCCUCAACUGCAUCAUUGCCAUGGUGGAUCGAUUACUUGAAAAAGAUGGUGCUAUGGAUGGCGGCGGCAGCGGUGGCGGAGGCAGCAAUGAUAGUGCUACCGAUGGUGGCGGCUGCAGCAACACCAAAGAAGGUGAAAAGCAUCCUUUGCUAGCAGAUCCCAUCACAGCUCACAAAAGUGAGGACUGGUAUGAGCAGCUGUACCCUCUGAUCCUCACCCUGAAGGACUGCAUGGAUGAAGUGGUGAACAGAGCGAAGCAAUCUCUGACCUUUGUGCUACUGCAGGAGCUCGCAUGCAGCUUGCCACAGUGCCUGAUGCUGACCCUCAGGAGGGACGUUGUCUUUAGCCAAGCGCUUGCAGGAUUGGUCUGUGGAUUUAUAAUGAAAUUGCACUCAAGUUUGCAUGAUCCUGAUUUCCUCCAGCAGCUUCACAUGGUGGGCUUGGUUGUACAAUUUGAAGGAUUACUGAGCACGUACAGUGAAGAAAUUGGAAUGCUGGAGGACAUGGCUAUUGGCAUUUCAGAUCUGCAGAAAGUAGCAUUUAAAAUAACUGAAGCCAAAUCCGAUGAUUUCUUACCAGUUAUAACCGGAAGGCGUGAACAUUAUGUAAUAGAGGUCAAGCUUCCAGCCAGGAUGUUUGAGUUGCUGCCACUAGAAAUUAAAGAAGGAAAGCUGUUACAUGUAUACCCAAUCCUCUUUAAUGUUGGAAUCAAUGAACAGCAAACUUUGGCAGAGAGGUUUGGAGAUGUCUCUCUGCAAGAAAGCAUUAAUCAGGAAAACUUUGAACUCCUCAAGGAAUAUUGCCAGUUGUUUACUGAAAAGAUGCCUCCUGAUUAUCUAUCCAAUUUUCAAGAAAAAAAUGAUCUGAAAGGAUUACUAGAAAAUCUGCACCAAAAUAUCCACGCCAAAAAGAGAAAGAAUGUAGAAAUCAUGUGGCUGGCUGCAACGAUUUGCCGCAAACUCAAUGGGAUUCGAACUACCUGUUGUAAAAGUGCCAAAGACAGGACGUCUAUGUCAGUUACCCUCGAGCAGUGUACCAUCUUGAGAGAUGAACAUCAUCUGCACAAGGACUUCUUCAUCCGGGCGCUGGAUUGUAUGAGAAGAGAAGGAUGCCGCAUAGAGAAUGUUAUGAAGAAUAUCAAAUGCAGAAAAUAUGCAUUCAACAUGCUACAACUGAUGGCUUUCCCCAAGUACUACAGACCACCCGAGGGGACAUACGGAAAAGCUGACUCAUAAGCUUCCCCCAGUGUAAACAGGAACACAAAUAUGUCUCAACUGCAUAAUAUACAUUUUUUGGGGUCAUGAAUGGGGGACAUGUGCACAAAUCUAGAAAUUACUUGAAUUAGUUAUCAAUACAGUAAGUUUUAAGGUGAACUAAGAACUGUUGGCAAUUAU
This is a messenger RNA of Trichosurus vulpecula (common brushtail), 2988 nucleotides long. RefSeq names its product inositol polyphosphate-4-phosphatase type II B (gene INPP4B). The coding region runs from base 1 to 2829 and encodes 942 amino acids. The record is from RefSeq and is a predicted model, not a curated record. Gene Ontology annotation, cellular component: cytoplasm. Gene Ontology annotation, molecular function: phosphatidylinositol-3,4-bisphosphate 4-phosphatase activity. Lineage: Eukaryota; Metazoa; Chordata; Mammalia; Diprotodontia; Phalangeridae. The transcript has 23 exons.